Messenger RNA from Laccaria bicolor S238N-H82, 222 nucleotides. RefSeq lists its product as uncharacterized. NCBI's taxonomy places the organism in Eukaryota, Fungi, Basidiomycota, Agaricomycetes, Agaricales, Hydnangiaceae. The transcript is spliced from 3 exons. The record is from RefSeq and is a predicted model, not a curated record. Bases 1 to 222 code for a protein of 73 amino acids.
AUGUCUUCAGGAGCAGAGAAUACCUGGAAGUCCAAAUCACUUUCGGAGGAGGCGCGAUACGUCCGUGAAAAGGAGCAGGCGCAGUUGGCCGCCCUAAAGGAUCAGACUGGGAAGGAGGAGACAAAAGUAAAUGAGAUCCAGAAGGAUCAGGACUUUGAGGGCGGUUUUGGGGGCCAGGAGGAUCUCGAGGAUCGAUACGCAACUACAAGCGGGGAACAUUGA